Molecule: messenger RNA, 712 nt
Organism: Dalotia coriaria
Lineage: Eukaryota; Metazoa; Arthropoda; Insecta; Coleoptera; Staphylinidae
Exons: 6
Coding region: 123-536 (137 amino acids)
Source: RefSeq, a predicted model, not a curated record
CAAAGAGAGUUCAUGAACACUAUUCUGAUUUAUUCUUGUUUGAAAGCCUAAUUAUUUUAAUUAUAAUAAUCUCUAUUAAUUGUAAUAUUCAUUCACAUAAUUGGUGUAUUCAUCAAAACAUUAUGGCACCAAUAAAACCGUUCGAUCGAUGUUGUAAUCCAUUUAAGAUUGAAUCACAUUUAAAAAAGAAGGGUUUACGUCGAGCGACUGACAUGAUGAAUGUAACGUUAGGAUUAGAUGGUAAUUAUUUAUUGUGCAGUUCGUGUCGAAAAGAAGCUUCAAAAUUUGUAGAGGAACAAACAACUACUAGUGAUGAUUUUAAUGUUGAUCCAAGUUACCAUGAAAAUAAUUGUAGUGACAACAAUGAGAACAAUAAUCAAACUGAUAGUGAUACAACAAACAACACAACUGCCACGGAUCAUGGAGAUUUAUCUCGUACCGCUAUCCUGAUUAUUCCUUACAGCACUUGCUGUGCCCUGGUGACUGAUGCACACAACAAUUCGUGUCUAGCAGGCGAACAAAAUAUCAUCGGAUAAUGAUUCUUUCAUCAGAUUGUGUUUAGCAGGCGAUCAGAAUAUCCUAGGACAUCGAUUGCUUCAUCUGAUUGUGUUUAGCAGGCGAUCAGAAUAUCCUAGGACAUCGAUUGCUUCAUCUGAUUGUGUUUAGCAGGCGAUCAGAAUAUCCUAGGACAUCGAUUGUUUCAUCUGAUUGU